Messenger RNA from Ogataea philodendri, 1635 nucleotides. RefSeq lists its product as uncharacterized. The transcript has a single exon. The record is from RefSeq and is a predicted model, not a curated record. Bases 1 to 1635 code for a protein of 544 amino acids. NCBI's taxonomy places the organism in Eukaryota, Fungi, Ascomycota, Pichiomycetes, Pichiales, Pichiaceae.
AUGCCCCCUUAUAUCGACAAAACCACUGAUCCAGUCAAAUUUGAGACUUGGAGGCCCCAAAUCGAGCUUGCCCAAAAAAGAUUAAAAGAUUCUUUGGUCGCAGAUUUUGUCGUGCCCCAGUCUGAUCUACCUGGUGAUUCCGUUCUUGAUGUCUCCACGUUUCCAGCAAAAGUCAUGUCACCCGCAGAGCUCAAAAUCACUGAAACUGAUGCAUCCACACUAGUGCUAGAGAUGGGCAGUGGAAAAUUGUCUGCCAAGACUGUUCUCGAUGCAUUCAUGAAACGUGCGACAAUUGCUCAUCAACUUCUAAACUGUGCAACAGAGUUUCUUGCUGACGAGGCUUAUGAAAGAGCAAAACUUCUUGAUGAGUAUGUACAGACAUACGGAAAACCUAUCGGGCCUUUACAUGGCCUGCCAAUGAGUAUCAAGGAGCACGUUUCAAUCAAAAACAGAGUCACCAACGCAGGUUUUGUGGCACUGUUGAACAAUGUCACCCCGGAAGAUGCCACAACGGUUUCUAUCCUGAGAAGUCUUGGAGCUAUUCCGUUUGUAAGAACGAACGAACCCCAAUCCCUGAUGCACCAAGAUUCCUGUAAUUAUAUCACUGGUGUCACUCUUAACGGUUUUAACCGCAAGCUCAGUCCAUCCGGAUCAUCUGGAGGUGAGGGCGCACUUAUUGGAUUUAAAGGAUCCGUGAUGGGCGUUGGAACAGAUAUUGGGGGGUCGAUCAGAAGUCCUGCUGCUUUCAAUGGAUGCUACGGAUUGCGUCCAACAGCCGGCAGAGUUUCUUCUAGAGGGUGUAUUUCCGCCGGUGGGGGUCAAGAAUCUGUGAAAUCUUCAAUUGGCCCGUUGGCACAACAUUUGAGUGAUAUCGAACUGUUUAUGUCUUCUUAUGUUGGUGCCAAACCAUGGCUCCAGGACGCCACCCUUUACCGUAUUCCUUGGAAAAAAGUGGAUGUAGACAAACAGUUGACUGUGGGUAUCAUGAGGUCUGAUGGAGUCGUCAAGCCACAUCCACCCAUUUUGCGAGGACUUGAAUUUGUUGAAAAAAAACUCAUUGAAGCAGGGGUCAAAGUUGUGGAGUGGGAGCCAUAUAAAUGCGACGAGCUCUGGGAAAUUGUGAGCUCCAUGUAUUUCGCAGACGGAUGUGCUGCUCAAAAUAAGCUUUUGGGGGCUUCCGGCGAGCCAAUCCAUCCACUGACCGCUAUGGCCUUCAGUUUUGGAAAAGGCGAGCUGACCGUCUCUGAAAAUCAAGAGUUGAAUUACAGAAGGGAUGAGUUUAGAAAUAAAUACCAACAAUUGAUGAUCGAGCGAGGGGUUGAUGUUAUCCUUUGUCCCGCAUAUGUUGGAGUUGCUGCUGAGCUGGGCACAACAAGCUACUGGGGAUACUGUUCGCACUGGAAUUUGUUAGACCAGCCUGGUCUGGUCUUCCCAACGGGUCUCUAUCAAGAUCCAGUCGUCGAUAAAGUUGACCCACGGACGGAGUACUGGAACCUUACAGACGAGAAGGAGUCCCAGAAGUACGUUCCCAAUGUUUUUAAGGGAGCACCAAUUGCGCUUCAACUGGUUUCUCAACGAUAUGAAGACGAGUUCCUUUUAGCUGCAGGGAAGAUCAUUACCGAGUGUCUAAGAUAA